AGCAGAGAAAUGGACAACAGCACAGUAGUGACAGAAUUCAUCCUGAUGGGUCUUUCUGAUCUUCCGGCCAUCCGCUUCUCCUUGUUUGCUGUUUUUUUGCUCAUCUAUACUAUUACAUUGGUGGGAAAUGGUACCAUCCUUCUCGCCAUUGCAACUGACUCUCAUUUGCACACCCCCAUGUACUUCUUCCUUACCAACCUCUCCUUGCUGGACAUCUUCUGUCCCACAGCCACGGUGCCUAAAAUGCUGGAGAGCCUCUUGUUGGAGAAAAAAACCAUUUCCUUUGUUGGCUGCAUUCUGCAGCUCUACUUCCUAGUAGCCCUGGCAGGGACAGAGGUCUUCCUUUUGGCUGUCAUGGCAUAUGACCGCUACGUGGCCAUAUGUAACCCCUUGCGCUAUACACUCAUCAUGAGCAAGAAGCUCUGCCUUCAGAUGGUGGCCGGCACGUGGAUCACUGGGUUCCUCAACUCUUUGCUACACACAGUGUUGACCUUCAUCUUACCUUAUUGCAGGUCCAAUAGAGUCAAUCAGUACUAUUGUGACAUCCCACCUGUGCUGGCUCUCUCUUGUGCUUCCACCUACUUGGCUGAGAUGGUUGUUCUUAUUGUUGGGGGCAUUUUUGGUAUGGGGGCUUUCCUGGUCACCUUGGUCUCCUACGUCUAUAUCAUCUCCACCAUAGUGAAGAUCCGCUCUGCAGAGGGGAAGCGCAAAGCCUUCUCUACCUGUGCCUCUCACCUCAUGGUGGUGUGCCUCUUCUAUGGGACCACCAUCUUCACUUACAUACGGCCUUCUUCCAGCCACCACCCGGACCAGGAUAGGCUGGUGAGCAUGCUGUAUGGGGUAAUUACCCCCAUGUUGAACCCCUUGAUCUAUAGCCUUAGGAACAAAGAAGUGAAAGGGGCCUUAAACAGGGUGAUAGUGGGAUGGGGAAAGAGUAUCCUAGAGAGAGCUAGAUGUUCUUUACAUUGA
This is a messenger RNA of Eublepharis macularius, 969 nucleotides long. Its product is annotated as olfactory receptor 5V1-like. The record is from RefSeq and is a predicted model, not a curated record. The coding region runs from base 10 to 969 and encodes 319 amino acids. NCBI's taxonomy places the organism in Eukaryota, Metazoa, Chordata, Lepidosauria, Squamata, Eublepharidae. Gene Ontology annotation, biological process: G protein-coupled receptor signaling pathway. The transcript has a single exon. Gene Ontology annotation, cellular component: membrane. Gene Ontology annotation, molecular function: G protein-coupled receptor activity; olfactory receptor activity.